AUGCCGUCUCCUCACACGCGCAAGGACAUUCCCGAUGACGCUUCUCCGGACAAGCUGGACAGUCCCCAGGCUAAGGCCUGCCCUACGGGAACAACUUGGCCUAUGCUCGAACCAGCAGCUGGCAGCCCGAAUAGUCCUCAGUCGGCUCUUCCCAACACCGCUGGCAUCAGUCCGCAGCCCGACACGUCUCUGAACACCACCGUCGCAAUACCUGACCUCACCGGCACCCCUGAACAAAUAUGGAGGAUUGAGGAUUACAUGGCGCAAACAACCUCCGGACAGUCCAGGGACACCUCGGGGAGCCAUCAAUAUCAAAUCGAUCGCUCUCCUUCCCAUAAUGUCUCGCCUGCCUCCAGGGCCAUCACAGGUUCAGAGGCGGCAUUUUUUGGAGCCGAUACAGCCCAAGGCACCAGGCCUGUCGUCGACCACAGCAGUCCUUUCUGCUGUCUGUGUCUGACCUCGCCUCUGGAGGCAUGGGAGGGUCUUGUCAUCGACAUCUCGUCCAAGGAGGCCAUGACGGAUGAUUUCGUGCAAUGUCAAACGACAGCCAUGGCGAGCUGCGAGGCGCUGGUGCACUGCCAUGGGUGUUCGUGGCGGUCGCAAAAUGUCAUGCUACUUAUAAACAUGUGCGCGAAGCUCCUCGAAAGCCUGAAGAUGCAAGAUGGUGAGUUUUCAGCCCAUCUCCGACCCAGGGAGCGGAUGGUUGGCAAUGACACGGACUCUGAAGAGGACGGGGAUCACAUGCCACGCAGACUAUGGAAGGCACGCAUGCGGCGGCUGGGCCGCUUGAUAGCUGAAGUUGGAGAUUUGCUAGAGGGGGAGCAGUGGACGGCGCACAGUUGCUUGCUUCAGAACGUGCAGGUGGGAUUCACAGGCGUCAUGUUCGGCUGGCACUGGCACAGUCCCAGUGCUCACUACGUUACUCUAACGUGCCCACCCCGCACCUGA
Messenger RNA from Emericellopsis cladophorae, 948 nucleotides. RefSeq lists its product as uncharacterized. NCBI's taxonomy places the organism in Eukaryota, Fungi, Ascomycota, Sordariomycetes, Hypocreales, Bionectriaceae. The transcript has a single exon. The record is from RefSeq and is a predicted model, not a curated record. Bases 1 to 948 code for a protein of 315 amino acids.